Messenger RNA from Conger conger (European conger), 1239 nucleotides. RefSeq names its product SH3 and cysteine-rich domain-containing protein 2-like. Gene Ontology annotation, cellular component: extrinsic component of cytoplasmic side of plasma membrane. NCBI's taxonomy places the organism in Eukaryota, Metazoa, Chordata, Actinopteri, Anguilliformes, Congridae. Gene Ontology annotation, biological process: positive regulation of protein localization to plasma membrane; skeletal muscle contraction; positive regulation of voltage-gated calcium channel activity. The record is from RefSeq and is a predicted model, not a curated record. Gene Ontology annotation, molecular function: protein binding. The transcript has 11 exons. The coding region runs from base 1 to 1239 and encodes 412 amino acids.
AUGACGGAAAACAACGAAAAGGAGAAUGAGCCUCAGAACCGGGAUUUCCAGCGGUCGCCUGGGACUAUGUCCGUGCAGCCAGAGUCCAAGCUGCAGCGCCUCAAGCGCUCUCUCUCUUUCAAAUCCGUGAUGCGGAGCAAGAGCAUGGAGAACUUCUUCCUGAGGACCAACAGCGAGGCCCGCCUCCCGCCUGACUUCAUCACCGACCCACCGCCCCCCUCCCCACCCCUCCUGCUGGAGUCCCCUCUGGUCGAUGACCGCUCCCCGUCCCUCUCCCCUUCCCUCAGCCCCAACCCCUCCCUCUGCUCCCACUCGCCCUCCCUCAGCCCCUCCCCCUCCCUGACAUCCAGGCCUCCUGCCCAGCUCCGCCCCCUCAAGACACAUUGCUUCCAGGAGCAUGUGUUCCGCCGGCCAACCCACUGCCAGCUCUGCAAGCACAUGAUCGUGGGUAACUCCAAACAGGGCCUGCGCUGCAAAGCCUGCAAGCUGGGGACUCACCUGUGGUGUUCGUCCGAGCUGUCCCAGCAGCCCUGCAAUGGCAAGUCCGGAGCCUUCAAACGGAACUUCAGCUCCCCGUUGCUCGUUAACGACCAGCUCGGGGUCGUUAAGGAGGCUCCCGCAAACCAAGAGUCUGCAGUGAAGGCGCGUGUGGACCCCGUGUACGAGGCCCUGCGGUACGGGACAUCCCUGGCACAGAUGAGCCGCUCCAGCAUCGGGAGCAUCUCUGAGUCGCCCACCCCCAGCAUAGGAGAGGGAGGUGAAGAGAGGGUGGAGAGCCAACAGCCAAUAGCAGAGGAGGAGAGCGUCCAGGAGACGGAGGUGAUUACACCCUCAGAGUCUGAGGACAGAGUAAGUCUGAAGGCUCCAAAGAGGAUUGAGGUUCACUCCAUCCACACGUACGUGGCACUGUACAAAUUUCUUCCUCAAGAGAAAAACGAUCUGGAGUUGUUCCCUGGUGAUCGUGUGCAGGUCAUUGAUGACUCGAAUGAAGACUGGUGGAAGGGUAAAUGCGGAGACAGAGUGGGCUUCUUCCCGGCAAACUUUGUCCAGAGAGUGCGUCCUGGUGAGCGUGUGUGGAGAGUCACCCAGGCCUUCAAUGGCUGCCGGGAGAAAGGCCAGAUGACUGUGAAAGCUUCCCAGAUCUGCGUGGGGAAGAACGAGGACAACGACGGCUUCCUGAAACUGACCAGUGGGAAGAAGAGAGGCUUGGUCCCCAAUGAAUCCCUGGAGGAGAUAUGA